Panonychus citri (citrus red mite) is the source of this 1256-nucleotide messenger RNA. RefSeq names its product NAD-dependent protein deacylase Sirt4-like. Gene Ontology annotation, molecular function: NAD+ binding. Lineage: Eukaryota; Metazoa; Arthropoda; Arachnida; Trombidiformes; Tetranychidae. Bases 191 to 1201 code for a protein of 336 amino acids. The transcript has a single exon. The record is from RefSeq and is a predicted model, not a curated record.
ACACUCAACAAUAAUAUUGUUACAAUAAUGUUUUUAACGAUUUACCAUUUUAAUCAAUUAAGUGAAUUUCUUGGUUUCAUGGAUUCGAUGAGCUUAAUUACUGUUUUAACUCUGCCAGUAAAUUAAGUUUGCAAUUUUAGCUGAUCAUGGAUUAGAUUCAAAGUAUUUUAUCAAUAGUUUAACUGUGAUAAUGUUUAAUUGUUAUUCUAAAUUAAUCUCUGUUAAUUAUUACCUGGCAUCGAAUGUCGUUCCCUUACAAAGGCUUUUGUUUAGCAGUUUAAUUGGUUCAUUUGAUCCUGAUUAUCAUCCCAAUUUCGUACCUGAACAUGAACCGGUUGAAAGUGAUGAUGUUAAAAGAGUAACUGAAUUCAUGAGGGAAAAUUCAAGUAUCAUGGUGAUAACUGGAGCUGGAAUAUCAACAGAAAGUGGUGUUCCUGAUUAUCGAUCGGCAAAGGUUGGACUUUAUGCUCGAUCCAAUCAUAAACCGAUUCAAUAUCAGGAAUUUAUUACUGAUCAAUCGGUUCGUCGUCGAUAUUGGGCCAGAAAUUAUAUUGGUUUUGAUAACUUUUCUCGUAUCCGUCCAAAUGCUGGUCAUUUAUUGUUAUCCAAAUGGGAGAGACAAAAUCGUAUCCAUUGGAUUGUCACUCAAAAUGUUGAUCAACUUCACCAAAAAUCUGGUUCAUUAAGAGUAACUGAACUUCAUGGUUCGGGAUUUACGGUCAAAUGUUUAAACAGUCGAACGUCAAAUUGUGACUUUCAAAUUAGUCGACAUAUUUUUCAAGAGAUUCUACACCAAUAUAAUCCACAAUUAGUUGACCUAAAGAUCGACGAUCUUCGAACCGUAAGACCUGAUGGAGAUGUUGAUUUAGAUGAACAAUUCGAGAAGAAUUUUAAAAUUCCUUGUUGUCCAAAUUGUUCUGGAAUUCUUAAACCUGAUAUCAUCUUUUUCGGUGACACUGUACCUAAGGAUCGUGUUGAAUAUAUUUAUCGUAAAUUGGACAUUUCCGAUUCUCUAUUAGUUAUUGGUUCAUCUCUUCAAGUUUACUCUGCUUAUCGUUACUUAAUCGCUGCAAGUGAGCGAUCACUUCCAAUCAUGUUGAUCAAUAUUGGAACAUCAAGAGCUGAUAAAUUACCGAAUGUAACAAUCAUCAAAAGACGAGCAGGUCAAUUAUUACCUUUAGUUGAUUUGAAAAUAAAUUGAUAUUAUUCACGAACAAAUUGAGAUGAAUAAUUAAAUUUUGUUGACAAAAUUUUAA